AUCAUGGAAAGGAUAUUGGAUUAGUGGGAAAAGUAGAGAUCUGGUAGUCACCAAUUCACGAAAUAACCGGAUUCGCAAAAUAAUUCGAUAAUCGCAUUAUACGUCGAACAAGUGUUCAUCGCUCGCCCACUCAAGAGCGCGCGACGCGAUCAAUAGAUCAUUCACUACUGAAAGAUCGCGGAUAGACAUUUCAUUUUACCCCACCCCCAUCUCCGUUGACUAGUGUUGGAUCUUGGAUUAGUUUUGGUAUCCCCUUCCCUCCUGUAUGUUAUGCAUGGGGUGUAUGGAUGGCUCUUUAUUAUCUUGAUAAAGCAUAGCAAACAAAAAUUUAAGAGUGAUUGAUUUUUACCUGUCGAGUACCAAAGGUAUGUCUUCUAUUACUGGGAGGUAAAUCUCAGUUAUGGUGACAAUAAUAAUAAUAACAAUAGUAAUAUUGUUUUACUUUCAGAUAUCGCUCAUACGAUGGACGCUGUAACAACUUGCAACACGCUUCAUGGGGUCAGAAUGGCAAUGCAUUCAAGUCCGAAAUUGCAACAUGCUACGAUGACUAUGUUUCAAAGCGACGUUUGAGUUCGUCGGGACGUGAUCUACCAAAUAAUAGAGCGGUCAUAAGCGAUCUAAAACGUGUGUUUGAGUAUUUUGGCGGAGAAUCAGGAAGUUGGUUCAGCUUGUUGGGUUUGGUGUUCUGUGAAUCCAUCAAUACAGAUAUGAUCGGUCGAGCAAUGAAACGUGUUCGAAAUGCUACGACUGGCUUCCGUGGAUGUCGUGCAGAUGGAUGCGGCGUGUCUUACUAUAGGGCUCCUUUAGCCUGCCCGAUGAGUGUGUCACCAGAUGACCCCAACUAUGGUCCACUGAAUGUUGAAUGUUUGAACUUUAACCCGAUAGAACAAGCCAAUGAUCAAUGCAGUAUUAGAUAUCCUUCCAAGAGGAAUAUUGAAAGUAGUUACCUUGACCUGUCACAUGUAUAUGAACACGGUAAUUACGACAGUGAAGGAAAAAUUAUCUCAUCAUUUUGCCAUGCUUCUUCUACAUUUGAAAGUAAUAAAGUACUCUCAAUACAGUUUUUGGCAGUAACAGGAUUAUUCACACAGCUUCAUAACUAUUGUGUUGAUAAAGUCAAACUGUGUGGUAAUCUCCAAAACCGAGAAGAAAUCAUUGAAAAAUGUCGAUCGUUAACCAUCGGUGUGUAUCAACGUAUAAUUUACGAAGAAGUUCUACCAACGUUAUUAGGAGAUUCUUAUAGCCAAUGCAAUUUUGAUUGCGAAUACGAUGAAAAUCUCGAAUCUACUAUAUCUUUGUCAUACGUUGGCGGUCCAGGACGCUUCCAGCAUAUUUGGAUACCGGAUAAUGUUACAAUAGUACAAGGUGAAGAUCGUGUGCAGAAGCCAUUCUUCGAAUUUUUCCGCAAUUACGAAUCACAUGACUGUUCGGGAGUUUUGAAAGGAUUACUCGAAGAUCCGAUUCACACAGGGACUCUAUCUGAAACGUUAAUCAACACUUUCUUCUCGAAAGACGGAGCAUUGGGCCAUUGUUUGCUGUGCCUUGAUUUGGAAAGAGGGCGAGAUUCGGGAUUGUGUCCUAUGAUUUUGUACAAACAUUACUUCGAUAAGAUAGCUGGACGCGAAACAAAAUGCUAUAAUUCGUUUGAUGACUUGGCGGAUACUUUCGAUCUCGAGGUGAUAGAGGUUUUCAAGAAGCACUACGAAAGCCCAUAUGAUAUCGAUUUGCUAUUCCUACUAUUUGAAUAUACUCAAGACGACCCGACAAACUUGUUGCCACAAACAAUAGGGACAGCUACGUGUUUGCAGUUCAAACUUUUGAAAUGCAGUGACCGUUUCUUCUACAGCUGGAAUGAAUUCUUAACUCCGGCUUUGCAAGAACUUAUCAACUCGAUUAAUAUGUCCACCCUCUUGGCAAUGUUCGGUGACAUGGAAGAGGUUCCCGUAGAUCCGUGGAAUAUUUAUUCUGAAAGAGUGCCAGCCAAAAAGCUGCAAAAUAAACUUAAUCAUAAGUCGGAUCUUUUCUGUAGCGUUUAACUCGUAAAGAAGUGCAGCAAUUAACAAAACAACAGUUUCAAAGAUUGUUAAAAUUAAGACAACAAUUUGGUUUGGUGUGUAAUAUUUAGGCUGACAACAAAUAAUAAUUAUGUUCAUUUUAACGCAUCACAUUUAGUUGCAUGUUAUUAGAAAGAAAUAUAAGAAUUGUUACUCAACCCG
This is a messenger RNA of Aedes aegypti (yellow fever mosquito), 2216 nucleotides long. Its product is annotated as chorion peroxidase. The transcript has 4 exons. NCBI's taxonomy places the organism in Eukaryota, Metazoa, Arthropoda, Insecta, Diptera, Culicidae. The record is from RefSeq and is a predicted model, not a curated record. The coding region runs from base 708 to 2036 and encodes 442 amino acids. Gene Ontology annotation, biological process: response to oxidative stress. Gene Ontology annotation, molecular function: peroxidase activity; heme binding.